Messenger RNA from Aspergillus niger, 1698 nucleotides. RefSeq lists its product as uncharacterized. The transcript has 2 exons. NCBI's taxonomy places the organism in Eukaryota, Fungi, Ascomycota, Eurotiomycetes, Eurotiales, Aspergillaceae. Gene Ontology annotation, molecular function: ATP hydrolysis activity. The record is from RefSeq and is a predicted model, not a curated record. Bases 1 to 1698 code for a protein of 565 amino acids.
AUGGGAGGGGAAGCAAUUGUCGGACCCGCCCUUUCAGGCCAGUUCUAUGCUGGAACCGGAAAGCAGUACAACUUCGGCAGCGUAUCGGGAGAGAAGAUCUACAUGGGUACUGGAGAUGUCCAGGUGUUCUCGACAUUACCCUUUGCGAAAAGCGCUUGCUUCAACUCCCGGGAAAGGGAGCAUGACUCGUUCUGCCUGGAGGGCACUCGCGUGGAUUUAUUGAAGGACAUAGCAGAAUGGAUUGAUGCGGACCAUGACGAGGGUAUCUUUUGGCUGAGUGGAAUGGCAGGGACUGGAAAGACCACAGUUGCUCGCACAGUGGCUCGAAACUAUGAUCAGCAGUCGCGGCUGGCUGCGAGCUUUUUCUUUACAGACGAGAAUGGUGAUGCUAAUAGUGCGGACAUCUUUGCAUCAGCCGUUGCUUGUCAGCUGGCCAGCUUCGAUACAAGCAUGAAAAAUGCUAUUCAGGAUGUGUUGGAACGAUGCCCACUUUUACCCUAUCAAGGGUUGUCAGAACAGUGGACACGACUUGUGAAAGAGCCACUUGCUGCAUUCACAAAGAAGCCGAAUCAGAAUCCAUUACUGAUUGUGGUCGAUGGCUUGGACUUGUGUCCUGAGAAGAAUGAUCAACGCUUGAUUCUUCGUCUUCUAUCCAGUAUCACUCACGAUUGCGAAAAUAAGGUGAUCGUGUUUCUGGCGAGUAGACCAGAGUCCGCCAUUCGGUCAGAGCUUUCCGGAAUACGUCAUAAGACGUUAAGAUUACAGGAUAUUAAUCGCAGAAUCGUUGACUCGGAUAUAAAAUUGUUAUUGAACCAUGAAAUUGGCAAAAUUAUGGCCCCCUUCGAACCGUUCGAAACAAAGUCUCUAUGGGGCUCAGGGAUCAUUCCGACUUUCGUCAUUUUUGCUCGUGGCCUCUUCCUUUGGGCUGCCACUGCUUGUCAAUACAUCCGAAAUGCUAAAACACCCCAAAUUGUCUUGCAGAGACUGAGAAAUAUAGAUGCAGAACGGCCGGAAAAGGGAACACCAAUUGAAGUGCUGUACAAAAUAUAUACUAGCAUCUUGGAUGACUCCGUCAAUGAUGCCUGGGAUGAACAUGAAAAAGCCACCUACUGGAACUCCACUCGACGAAUAUUAUGCGCUAUUACUUACAACCGUGGCAUGUUAUCGAAGCCUGCUUUGGCAAACUUGAUACAAAUGGAUGACAUUGACUCCAUGUUGGAAGACUUGCAUUCUAUUAUCAGAAUACCUGAGGAUAAUAACAAACAAAUAGGCUUCCUUCAUAUCUCCCUGCACAAGUUUGUCACCACCAUGGAGCAUCCAAGCCUUUAUUUAACGCCACAACAGAGCCAUUCUAUGCUGGCGGAUACUUGCCUUGACCUCCUCAAUGAGGCAUGUGGGCAAGAUAGUGGCAAGCUACAGAAUGGAGCAGAGCCGAAGACACAGAAAGUGUCCCAAGCGCUGCAGUAUGCGUGCACCAAGUGGGUAGAUCAUCUUUGCGAUGGAGAGGAAUCGCUGCCACGAAACAGUAAAGCAUUCGUGUUUUUAAAAACACAUGGUAAGAGUUGGACUAAACUACUAAUCUUAAGUGGCCAGGGAUUUUUGGUGGAACGCCUGGGAGAUAGACUUGUGGAAAUGAUUGUGAGUGACAUUUCGAGCGCAGAACCUAAGCCACCAGGUUAUCUUGCUAAUCCUGGAUAG